AUGGCAGACACUUCUGAUUUCGACCCUACAAACGUCAAUUUGACGGAAGCAGACCCGACUGCCGUCAUUUGCUACCUGAACGCCGGCGGCAAUGACUAUGACGGUCGCCUCGGCGCCCGAACCUCGGCCUUGUUCGUCAUUUUUGUCGUGUCUACGGCCGCGACCCUGUUUCCCGUCGCCGCCAAGCGGAUUCGCCGGUUCCGCGUUCCCCUCUACGUCUACCUUUUUGCCCGCUACUUUGGUUCCGGCGUCAUCAUUGCCACGGCCUUUAUCCAUCUCCUGGAUCCUGCCUAUGAUGAGAUUGGACCGGCCUCAUGUGUCGGCAUGACGGGCGGCUGGGCCGAGUACUCCUGGCCCCCAGCCAUUGCACUGACGUCCAUCAUGGCCAUUUUCCUCCUCGACUUCUUGGCCGACUGGUUCGUCUCGCGGCGGUAUCAGCACGAGUCCCAACACGUCGACGUGCAAGGUGCCAUCUGCCACGAUACGCAGCAGCCCAACGAGAGGCUGCCGAAAAUUCUCACCCCAUCCAAUGGAGUCGACUCUCUGGAGGCCGACGACUUCUCCCUAGACGAAGACAAGAUUCAAGUCGCCUUUCGCGAGCAGAUUGCUGCAUUCCUCAUCCUCGAGUUUGGCGUCAUCUUCCACAGCGUCAUCAUUGGUCUCAAUCUGGGUGUCGUUGGCGAGGAAUUCAGCACUCUUUACCCCGUGCUGGUCUUCCACCAGAGCUUUGAGGGACUGGGCAUCGGUGCCAGACUCUCGGCCAUUCCAUUUCCAAAGACUUUUCGCUGGUUGCCCUGGGCAUUGUGCAUUGCGUAUGGUCUGACGACCCCGAUUGCCAUUGCCAUUGGACUGGGCGUGCGAGAGACGUACGACAGCGGUUCUUACACUGCCAAUGUCGUUUCAGGCGUGCUGGAUUCCAUUUCUGCAGGCAUCCUCAUUUACACUGGUCUGGUGGAAAUGUUGGCUCGAGACUUUAUUUUUGACCCUGCACGAACCAAGGACAGUAAGCGGAUCAUUUUUAUGCUGGCAUCACUUUAUCUGGGUACCCUAAUUAUGGCUUUACUCGGCAAAUGGGCCUAA
Messenger RNA from Pestalotiopsis fici W106-1, 1080 nucleotides. Its product is annotated as Zinc-regulated transporter 1. The transcript has a single exon. Gene Ontology annotation, molecular function: high-affinity zinc transmembrane transporter activity. Lineage: Eukaryota; Fungi; Ascomycota; Sordariomycetes; Amphisphaeriales; Sporocadaceae. Gene Ontology annotation, biological process: zinc ion import across plasma membrane. The record is from RefSeq and is a predicted model, not a curated record. Gene Ontology annotation, cellular component: plasma membrane. The coding region runs from base 1 to 1080 and encodes 359 amino acids.